Messenger RNA from Populus nigra (black poplar), 2833 nucleotides. RefSeq lists its product as uncharacterized. The transcript is spliced from 14 exons. Bases 1334 to 2320 code for a protein of 328 amino acids. NCBI's taxonomy places the organism in Eukaryota, Viridiplantae, Streptophyta, Magnoliopsida, Malpighiales, Salicaceae. The record is from RefSeq and is a predicted model, not a curated record.
CCUCUCUCUCUCUACGUGUGUGUGUGUGUUGGUGUUUUCAUAGUUGAUGAUGGUUGCUUUUGUUUUACUUUAUCUUAAUUAGAAAGGGAUAACUGGGAAAGUAUGACUUUUUGUCCCUUCUGUGUUUGGUUGCUGAGAAAGUUGAAAUUCUUGUAUUUUUAUGGUUUUUUUUUUGUUUUUUAUUACAAGAUCCCUUGGAAAAAGCCUCAAAUUUUUAUUGUCCAUGUAAAUCCAAAUUGAACUUCCAAGUUCAAAUUUUUUAAAGGUCAAGUGGUAAUAAAACAAAGACCUUUUCUUGUAGCUGUAAUUGAGAGGUUUUGCUUGCAAUUCUCUCUGUCCCUCUAGUUUUCUUCCUUUCGUGGGUGGGGGAUGGUUGGAUUCGAACUGUUAUCCCAUAGGAAUUGUAAUCUCAUGAAGAACUUUAAAAUGUUUAUAUACUCAGUUGUCUAAACUUUGUAUCGUAACUGACUUGUAUGCCAAUUUCAAAUUUUGACAAAAAGACUGGUCUCUAGCUAUUCAGUUUUCUAGUUGAUGGAAUAAUCACAACGAUGAUACUGCUAUUCUUAGAUUAUGGGCUUAAAGUUUAGAAACCAGACUAUGGAUUUCGAGCUUUAGAGCAGUCGUUUUCUACUCUGUUAUUUAAGUUCUUGGAUGACAAGAUGAAGUUGUCCGUGAUAUGCUUCACUAGCUGACCAUUUUACUUGAUAUCAGUUCAAGAUAUGAUUUUUAUUUUUCUAACAGUGCAUUCCUUUGCUAAUAUUUUCGUAUUUCGGUAGUCUAUGGCUUGAUGAUAGCUUUCUGGUUCCGUUAAUUGUUGAUUGUUUGGGUAUUAAGGCUACCUUUUAUUUUCUUUUCUCUUCUUUUUUCUUUUUCUUUUUUGGCCGUGGAAAAAUAGCAUGAAAGAUUUCUGAGGUCACCUGAACCACAGUAUGUUUCUAUCGAUUGUUUCGUGACAAGUAGUGUCACUUAGUAUUGAUUAUAUUGACUUUUAUAUUGGACACUGAUGUUACUCAAUGGGUUUGCAGCCAAUUUUGGUUCUUAUUUUAUUUUAUUAUAAUGAAAGAGGGAUAGGAAAUGGAUGACAUCUUGUUUGGAAAUUAGGACAUGUUUUCUUUGACCUUCUGUUUGGUUGCUGAGAAAAAGGAGGAGACGCGGAGAAAAUUGAAAUUUUUUGGUCUUACAGGCUUCUGCACCAUCGGAUCCCAAGAGGGGAUCAUACCUCUGCAGUCUCUUAAUUGCACUUUCUUUGAUAUGUAGUGUUUACUUUGUUGGUUCUGCAUUUUUUGGGAAGCAAUACAAAGAAAGAAUAACUGCAUGGGGAGUGAUUGAGGCGAUGCAGACAUCUGACAUAUGCAAGGAUCAUUGCAGGCCAUCUGGAAGUGAGGCAUUGCCUCAAGGAAUAGUGACCAAAAAAUCUAACUAUAAAAUGCGGCCUUUAUGGGGUUCUUCUUUGAAAAAUGACAAUCCACCACCUUCAAUGAGCUUGUUAGCAAUUGCAGUUGGGAUAAAGCAAAAGGCAAUAGUGAACCAAAUUGUUGAAAAGUUCCCUUUAAGUGAUUUUGUUGUGAUGCUUUUUCAUUAUGAUGGUGUUGUGGAUGAAUGGAGGGAUUUAUCAUGGAGCAACAGUGCCAUCCAUGUGUCUGCAGUAAAUCAAACAAAAUGGUGGUUUGCCAAGCGUUUCCUGCAUCCAGAUAUAGUUGCUGAAUACAAUUAUAUAUUUCUUUGGGAUGAAGACCUUGGAGUUGAGAAUUUCAAUCCUAGAAGAUAUCUGUCAAUUGUCAAGGAUGAGGGACUAGAAGUAUCGCAGCCAGCACUUGAUCCUUCUAAGUCUACCGUUCAUCAUCAAAUUACUGCUCGUAUAAGGAACUCCAUCGUGCACAGGAAAAUAUUGAAGUUCAGAGGCAACACAAAGUGUUAUGGCAACAGCACUUCACCUCCAUGCACAGGUUGGGUGGAAAUGAUGGCACCUGUCUUCUCAAAGGCAGCUUGGCAAUGCACGUGGUACAUGAUCCAGAAUGACUUAAUCCACGCAUGGGGUCUGGAUAGAAAACUCGGUUAUUGCGCACGAGGUGAUUGGACGAAAAAUGUUGGCGUGGUUGAUGCUGAGUACAUAGUUCAUCUGGGUCUUUCAACCCUUGGUGUCUUCAAUGGAAGUGAGGCACUGCUAUCCAAGUCCAAGGAAGUUGAUAAAAGACCCGAAGUUAGGACACAGUCAUCUGUUGAAAUGAAUAUCUUCCACGAGAGAUGGGAAGCUGCAAUAAAGGAGGACAGAUGUUGGGUUGAUCCAUAUCAACUUAUUUCAAACCAAACCAGACACUGAACUUUGUUUUAUUAACCAAGCGUCACACGACUUUCAUACAUCGCCACACAUGUUAAUACUGACACAUUUUCUGCGCAAGCAAAAGAUCUCCAAACCGCCAAGUUCCAGCACAUCAAAGUCGCCGAGGAUCCGGAGAUGUGAUUGAUGAUUGUCUAUAUUAUAAUGCCGAACGGUUCUCAAUCAACAUUGAAACAGCUUGUGGCAAUGUUGUGAUUCUUCGAUCCCAUCUUCCCUAGCUAAAAGGACAUGGAAGAUACACCAGAUGUGUUUAAUAGUUGAUUUUCAUAGAUAGGGGAUUGAUUCUUUAAAUGGUGUAAUACAAUUGGUCUUGGAGAUGCUUAUAGAUUUGGUUUUGAAGGAUUGGUUUUUGACAUCGUUCUUGAUGAUUUAUUGUAACCAGUCAUCUCAUUCAAGCCUCUGUAUCAAACUGUGUUGUUGCUUAUAUGACCGUGAGGAAAGUGAUCUGGCAUUUAUUGAGAAAUAGCUUGGGCGUGGUUAAAGCGUUCAUCCAAA